Cladophialophora bantiana CBS 173.52 is the source of this 894-nucleotide messenger RNA. RefSeq lists its product as uncharacterized. Lineage: Eukaryota; Fungi; Ascomycota; Eurotiomycetes; Chaetothyriales; Herpotrichiellaceae. Bases 1 to 894 code for a protein of 297 amino acids. The record is from RefSeq and is a predicted model, not a curated record. The transcript has a single exon.
AUGGCAUCAUCAGAAGUUUGGCUUGGCUCUGACUUGAAGAGCACAGGACCCUACGCAGGAGCGGUUCUUCGCUUCCAAAUCUCUUUUUCCGACACGUAUCCUGACCUGCCUCCUCUCGUUACCUUUUCGACCGAUGUCUUCCAUCCUCUGAUCGUGCCUUUGACCACCUACACCUUUAGUGCCAAUAGUGUUGAUGCAUCAGGCACUGUCAGUGCUUCAGAUGAGGAUCGUCUUCCCCCAGGAACGUUCAGUCUGCGCUAUGGAUUUCCCCACUGGUUCACAGCUACCCCUCUGCCAUGCAGCAAGGAUGACACUUUUGGUGCAAACAAGCAAGGAGGUGCGCGUCAUUUGACUCCUGGCGACUUGGACUCUGACAUCGUAGACGCAAAUGAGGAUCCUCAAGUUGAUCGAGAACCACCGCGAGAUCGCAGAGUCACCAUUUUGAAAGUAUUGCAGCAUAUUCAAGAUGCAUUCGAAGAUGAAGGUUUGCUGGAUAAACUCCCUCUCGAAACAGUUGGAGAUCCCAGCGCGUGGCACGCGUGGCGUGCCCAUCGUGGGCUCGCGAGGCGGCAGAAUGAGCCUCAAACGCCGGUGUCCGAAGUCAAAGAUGCAGCUCCUUCAUCGCCAAAAAAUCCCGGAGAGUGGAAAUGGGAUGGUGUCUGGGAGUCACGGGUGAGGAACGGUAUCGAAGCUAGUAUAAGUGAAGCCACUCUUUUCGGCAGUAGUGCUGGUGGCCGAGCCGGGUCUGUCGUGAUGGACACCGCAAGCAUGGACCCGCACCAACGAUUGCUGGCUGCGGCUGAUCGACAAAUCCGCUUUACGAAGUUGAGCGAUGAGCAAUUCGAUAAGUUGAAGGACGAAAUAUCAGUCUCUGGCCCUACCCUGCCUGUCUGA